This is a messenger RNA of Cydia strobilella, 7607 nucleotides long. Its product is annotated as hemicentin-1-like. Gene Ontology annotation, biological process: homophilic cell-cell adhesion. The record is from RefSeq and is a predicted model, not a curated record. Gene Ontology annotation, cellular component: plasma membrane. Bases 26 to 6988 code for a protein of 2320 amino acids. Lineage: Eukaryota; Metazoa; Arthropoda; Insecta; Lepidoptera; Tortricidae. Gene Ontology annotation, molecular function: calcium ion binding. The transcript has 48 exons.
CCGUAACGUCGUGUGUUAUAUCACCAUGUACAAAAUAGUGCAAAUUUCACUACUAUUAUCAAAUAUAGCACUAUCUUUUACACUAAUUGCUGAAGAUGAGAAGAGUAGUUUGGUGUUUGUGUUCGAUACGACAGGUUCUAUGUAUAAUGAUUUGAAGCAGCUGCGGGAGGGCGCGGAGAUGAUUUUGAACACGGCUUUGGAGGAGAGCAGCGUUAUUGCUGACUUUGUGUUUGUGCCUUUUCAUGAUCCUGGUGUCGGUCCAGCAACAGUGACCCACAACAAAACCAUAUUCCAUGACGCUCUGAACAUCGUCAGAGUAUACGGUGGUGGAGAUUGUCCAGAGAAGAGUCUAUCCGGCCUCCAACUAGCUCUGAAUGUCAGUCGACCGCGGUCUUUCGUAUAUGUGUUCACUGAUGCGACUGCUAAUGAUCAUAGGCUGGUUGGGAAAGUGCUCGAUCUAGUUCAGAGGAAGCAAAGUCAGGUAGUGUUUGUAUUAACAGGACACUGCGACGACCUAAAAAAGCCCUCUUACCUAGUGUAUCCACAGAUCGCCGCCGCCAGCUCUGGGCAAGUGUUUUAUUUGAAGAAAACUAAUGUUCACAAAGUUUUAGAUUUUGUAAGGAGUUCGAUUAAAGCCAGAUCGGUUAACCUGGGCACUGUGACUAACCCGGCUGGGUACAACUACACACGAGAGAUACCUGUGGAUAGCUCGCUUGACGAAGUCACAGUGUCGGUAUCGGGCUUCAAGCCUAAAAUCCAAGUAUUCAGCCCCACCGGGGAACAACUGACAGGCCCACCUAAACUCGUUACCACGUUAGACUUGGCGGAAAUUAUGGUGGUGAAAGUCCUUCAGCCUGAACCUGGGAACUGGUCAAUAACUGUGGGCAGCGAAGCGGAGCACUCCGUCAAGGUGGUGGGGCUGUCUAACCUGACCUUCCACCACGGGUUCUCUGUACAGCGACCAGGUUCGCCCGUGGAGACCAGCUACAGGCCGCUACAAGGUGCUUAUAAUUUCAUGAUGCUGUCUUUGACGCACAUAGAUAAAUCGGUCCAAGUUUCCCAUGCUGAGAUCCUCAGCCUUGAUGGGAAGACGCUAUUUGAGAUACCGUUAAAAGAGGUGGAUGCUAUUAAUAAGAGAUAUUUGGCUGAGGCUUUCAUUCCGCCUGACGAUUUAUUUUAUAUUGCGGUAAACGGGAUAGAUGGAGACGGACAAGAAAUACGAAGAGUCGGCGCAACGGCUAUUCAAGCAAAGCCUCCAGAUGUUCCAUAUUUGACUGCUCCUCAAAAGAUACGUGUGUUACGGCAUGAUACAGUGAUACUUCAUUGCGAUGUGGAGAGCUUGGUGCCCGUAAACGUUUAUUGGAUGAAAGACGGCACGAAAAUUCAGCCGCAGAUUUCUAGCUUACAAAGUACAACAGUUCAGUACAUAAUAAGAAAUAUGACCGGUGAUAAUGUUGGCACUUACGUCUGCACGGCCAGAAACGUGGCGGGAGUGACGCAAACCACCACUGAAGUGGAAUUAAUAGCGGAACCACCAGUUAUAACAAUGUCGGCCAGCAGCGAAACGUUGAUGGCGGGAGAAGAUCUGUCAAUAUACUGUUCUGUUGUAUCCGAGAUUGCUUUGACUACAUAUCAGCUCACGUUCACCGGGGCUGACUCUCAAAACGAAACUUACCUAAACGUGGAGGCGCAUAGCGAUGGAAUCCACCAUAACUUUAAUAGAGUAAUUCAGAACGCAAUGGAAAAGGAUAGCGGACUUUAUUCGUGUAAAGCUGCUCAUGAAGAUGGCCAAUCAUCAAAAUCUCUUACCAUCACGAUCACAACUCCACCCACAGCGCAUAUACUAGGGCCGCAUACAUUACCAAGAGUCCUGCACUCUUCGAUACAACUAGUAUGUAUAGCCGAACAUUGCAGUGAGGUACAAUGGUUAUAUAAUAGCGCUAUAGUGGAGAGACGCUCGGUCAAUGGUAGCGAUAAUUCUGUGUUAGAAAGAGAGGUUGAUGGAGAUGGAGUUUGGACUUGUUCGGCUCUGAAAGAAGAUUAUAAAGACCGCUCGGUCAGUGGUAGCGAUAAUGCUGUGUUAGAAAGAGAGGUUGAUGGAGAUGGGGUUUGGACUUGUACGGCUCUGAAAGGAUAUUAUAAAGUGUCAGAUUCCGUCCAAAUAAUAGCUCUAAUAAAACCGGAAGUGGAAAUCGAUGGCGACAAAAACAUAACCUUACUGAAUGGCUCGGCAUACAGCAUCAGCUGCUUAGUGAAAGCCAAGCCGGAGCCACGGAUAAUAUGGCAUAGAGAGACAGAGACAUUUCUCAAUAACACCGUUUCAGUAAUUUCCCCGAAUGUCUACAGAAGCGUCUUAGAAAUCGAUAGUAAGACGACGAAAGUGGACGGGACAUACUUCUGUUUCGGAGAAAAUGCGGCGGGAAUUCACCAGGAUUCCGUGACUGUCAGCGUUAGGGCGCCUAUGAGACUAUUGCAAGGAUUGUCAGAUAUUUCAACACAACUGUACUCCGACGUAACUUUGGUAUGCCAGAUAGAUUCAUACCCAACCGCCCAAAUAAAGUGGUACCACAACACCACAGAAUUAAGUACUAAACAAAAUAUACGCAGGUCUAGCGAUAACUCAGCCAUUGCUAUUGAAAGAGUUGACUUUGACGACCUCGGCCUUUACGUGUGUAAAGCUAGUAAUGGGUACGAAGAGCUAGUUGUGAAUGGAAGCUUAAGUGUAUAUGGUCUAGAAACUCCAACGUUGGCCAAGGAACCGGGAACUGUAGUGUCAACGAAAGGAAAUUCUACAUUUUUAACAUGUAGCAUUUUAAAAGGAAAUCCAUCGCCAACAGUAACAUGGCAAUUCUUACCCGACUCAUCGCAAGAGUUCAGUUACCUACCGAGCAACAUGACAAGGGAUCUAACUCAGGUCGUCAUAUCGAAUGUGACUAUUAAACACAAUGGCUUAUAUCGGUGUACUGCGGAAAAUGUACUGGGAAGAGAUUAUUACGACGUGAAGUUAGUUGUUCAAUACCCCCCAGAAAUUGAGUCUAACGAGAUAGACCCCAAGCCUUUAGAAAUCGAAGCUGGACAACCUUUGACCCUAUCUUGUCAGGCCGGGGGCUUGCCAAAACCGUGGGUCACUUGGACCAAGGACCUAAUGCCAAUAGGAUAUACGAAAAAUAUGUAUUUAAAUAAGGCCAAUGAUUUAGUGCUGGAGAGAGUUACUGAAUAUGAUUCCGGUUUGUUUACCUGCAACGCUAGUAGUAUAUUGGGAUCGUCUUUGAAAAACUUCACAGUAGUUGUUUAUGCUCCCCCAAAAAUAAUUCCACCGGAAAUUGAACCAGAACCACAGCAAUUCGUAGAAGGACAGCUAGUGGAACUACCGUGCCGAGCCAACGGCUCACCUCAACCGGAAGUCAGGUGGUUGCAGAACGGAAACGAGGUCAAUGAUGACCGGAAAUAUAUUGACGAGUUUGGCUUGAGAUUUGUGGCAAAUUUAACGGACUUUGGUGAAUACACGUGUAUUGUUAAAAACAAGUAUGGAAAUACCAGUUAUAGCUACAGCGUUUAUAUUUGGGUUCCACCUUCAAUUGAACCUCCUCUGCACAUCGACACGGCUGUCCUCAUAGGUUCAAAUAUAAGUCUCAAUUGUGACGCUGUUGGUUUCCCACUGCCGGUCAUAUAUUGGGAGUUGAAUGGUACUGUUAUUAACAAAAACAAUACCAACCUAAGUUUCAACUACUACGGCACAAUUAAUAUCACAAGUGUGAGUGCAAAACAAGAGGGACUGUACAGUUGUUUAGCUGAAAACGUCGCUGGAGUUUCAAGAAAGGAUUUCUACUUACAAGUCAACGACCCACCAAGGAUUUUAGAAGACAACUACACCGGGCCAUACAUAGCGACAGAAAAGGACCUACUGCUGAAGAUCGUAUGCAAAGCUACAGGCAACCCUAGACCAUAUAUUUACUGGAUGAAGGAUGACGUGUAUCUUGACAAAGACAGCAGAUAUGACGUAGACAUUGACGGAACUCUAACUAUAAAGUCGCCGUCUGAGGAUCUGAGCGGAUUCUAUACAUGCUUAGCUAAGAACAUAGUUGGAGUGGACAAAAAAACCGUUCCUGUUGAGAUUUAUACUCUACCUACGAAAGUGCAAGCGGACGAGUCUCAAUCAGCAAUCACAGUCGUAGAAAGCAACAACGUUUCUGUGGAUUGUCCAAUAAAGACUUCGCGGAAUAGCUCUGUCACAUGGUAUAAGGACGCCAAGCUUAUAUCGCACGGUCACCUCUUGCUCCCCAAUAUAUCUCGUCUUAACGAAUCUACAUACGCCUGUGUAGUGACCAACGCCAUAGGUUCCACUCACACUACAGUACGAGUUAAAGUGGAAUGGCCUCCACGGUUUAUAAAAGAAGAGAAUGGAGAUGUGACAGUGGUGCGCGGAGAGGAUACAUGGUUGGAGUGUGGAGUUGAUGCUAGACCAAGCGCUUCGAUAAGAUGGCUGGCCAACUCCCGAAUAAUGCUAGGCGAAGAUAAAUCUCGUUUGAAGCUUAAGAAUCUACAGCUGCAUCAUACUGGAGUAUACACGUGCAUAGCCAGUAACAAGCAUGGCACUGUGGUCAGGCAUUUUAAUUUAGAUGUUCUAGUGCCGCCUUUUAUAUCGGAGUUUGACUUAUUAGACGUCCAACUGAAGGAAGGAAUGAACGCAACCCUGCAAUGCAACGCCGAGGGAUCUCCACAACCCUCAAUUGAAUGGACAUACAGCAACCCUAACUGGCGUCUCAUCAACUCAUCACUGACCAUUACCAACGUAUCUAACACCUCAGAAGGCCUGUUCCGUUGCUCGGCGCGCAACAUUGCCGGCUCGGCGCACAUAGUGUACAAUGUGGCUAUUGCCGCACCGGCCGUUAUUGAGGAAAUUAUACUGUAUAAUCAAGAAGGGACCACGGUGGAAGGACAUGCAGAAAUCGUGUUUGGCAGCACUUCCCGAUUAUCCUGCAAAGCUUCCGGCCGUCCCACACCCAAAAUACAGUGGAUCAAAAACGGGAAAACACUUAGCGAAAACCAGCAAGACAUAAAUUAUGCCGACUUAGUAUUCAGUAAUGUGAACACAAGUACUUCUGGCGUAUAUUCUUGUGUGGCGAGUAACGAAGGCGGGAUGGAUGAACGGAGAACCAAGGUAGAUGUGCUAGAGCCCCCUAAAAUAUUCAAAACCUUGUUUCAAAACUGGAACUCCACGGAGACGGAGACAAUACUGGAGGUGAUAUCCGGACAAGCGUUCAACCUUCACUGUCAUCCGUAUGGGAACCCUAUGCCUGAAGUGUAUUGGUUCAAAGAUGGCGUCCCUUUGAGAUUAUUUGACGAAAGCAUGGUAUCAACGGACUUCGGAGAAGUGAUACAAUCGCGCGAGGCUCGACCGGAACAAAGCGGGAACUACAUUUGCGUCGCUAGGAAUAGCGUUGGGAAUACCAGCAUCGUAUACAUAGUUGACGUUUUGGUACCACCACCGCCAUCCAAAGACUCCCACUCUACAUCAAUCCGAGUCGGCAAACCACUGUCCCUAACCUGCCCUGCCGAAGGUAGUCCUUCCCCAUACGUCUCGUGGCUCAAGCAGCCCUACACGGAACUCGUCAACACGACGAGGCUGUCACUUUCAACAGACAACAUCACUUUGAUCAUACCUAAAACCGAGACAUCCGACUCCGGCCUCUACUCCUGCAUAAUGACGAAUAAAGUCGGCACUACCGAAGUGAUGUACGACGUUACCAUCGAGAAGCCGCCAUCCAUUGCUGGCAAUGUAGGCGCUAAUAUCAGUGAAACGAGGAUUGUGCCGUUGAGAAGGAGCCUUGUAUUGAAGUGUGAGGUUGAUGGACACCCCAUGCCUAAAAUUUCUUGGUUGAAGGACACGCUGCAUCUAAGCGGUAGUUCAAGCAACAUCCACCAAGUACUGAGCAACAGUUUACUGGCUGUAUGGAGUUUGACCCCUCGCGAUGCGGGCCAGUACAUUUGUGUGGCCGAAAACAGUGCCGGUUCUACCUACAGGCGGUACAACGUAGUCGCACAAGUUCCCGGCAAAUGGAGUGAAUGGUCCUCGUGGAGUUUCUGCAACGUGACCUGCGGAGUAGGCCGGCAGGCGAGGAGCAGGCUCUGCCAGUACAGCGACGGGACCCUCACUGUUGAUGAGAACAGCAAAUCAGACAAAUUUCUUCUUGAUGAGUCGACGUGCAAGGGGCCCAGUUCAGAACACAGAAAAUGUCACAUGCCGCCGUGUGAGGAUGUAGAAGGACAAUGGUCUGGUUGGGCCAAGUGGUCCGCUUGCUCGUCAUCUUGUGGUACUGGGACUCAGGCCAGAACGAGGCGUUGUAGGAAAGGACGCUGCCAAGGGGACAACGUGCAGAUCAGGAAAUGUCUAGAUUUGCCUAAGUGCAAUUCGUCGGAAAACGAAGUCUUCAACACAGAUGACGACGAAUUUGAAAAUAGUCCUUACACACCGGAAGCGGCCUUCGAAUUUCAACCGGAAGUGGCGGACACAGAAGAUUUUUAUACUCCGGUUACAUCUAAACCAGUAGUGUACGAAGGCCGCGUCCUACCAAAUCCUAACCAGGGUCCGUGCGAACCGGGAUUCACGCACAACGACACCAUACAAAGUUGUGAUGAUAUCGAUGAAUGUUCUGUAAACAACAAUCACUGCCACAUGACGCAGAUGUGCGUCAACACGGUCGGCGGGUACCAGUGCGGCUGCCAACCGGGCUACAGCUCGCUGGGUGCCGGCCUGCGGUGCAUGGAUAUGAACGAGUGCGAGUUAGACACAGACGGGUGCGAGUACGCAUGCGUGAACGUGGCGGGCGGGUAUGUGUGCGCCUGUCCGCGACAUCUGAGGCUGCACACAGACAAACGUCAUUGUUAUCAACCGUCUUCCCUCCAUGAUCCAUAUGAAAAUCCAGAAACAGAGUAUCUGAGCGCACUUGUUGAAUCUCCAGCUAAGUAUAGGAACACAAGGAAUUGAAACUACAAACAUAGUUUAUAACUUUUAUUUCUAUACAUAAUCAUAUUGUAUUUAUAUUGCUAUGCAGGGUCCUUUACCGAUGAUUGCAUGCUAUUUUCGAUACAUUGCCUAAUACUUUUUUAUUUUAUUUUACUUAUUUAUUGAGGUACAGUGUAAAAUGAAAUAAAUAAAUCAAAUGCUACAAGGUCUUAAAAAUCGCAUGCGAUAUCGGUGAGGUUUGUAAAGCCCAUUUACAAGGCAAAUGUAGUACAGUCAGCAAAAAUGGCUGCGCAAUUUAAACGAUUAUCAUAUCAAGAUUUUUAACCUUUUGGACGCCAAUGACGGAUAUAUCGGCACCGCAGGUCCAACGCCAAAGACGGAUUAAUCGGUCAAAGACCACAGAGCAACAUAGACCUACAUGUAUGUGCAUAAAAUAAUUAAUGUCAUUACCGGGUGUAACGCAAUUAAAUUUCAUUAGUUUACCUUUUUUCCGACGUUUCAACAAGGUUGCACUAGCUGUGGUCACGGAAGACUGAGGUCCCAGCAAAAUUUUAUCGCGUUAGACCCGGUAAUGACAUUAAUUAUGUGUACAAAACGCGAGAGUUUAAAGUGUCAUGUGCAUAAAGUUCAAUUUCAGUUU